This is a messenger RNA of Aspergillus affinis, 7416 nucleotides long. RefSeq names its product type I polyketide synthase. The record is from RefSeq and is a predicted model, not a curated record. NCBI's taxonomy places the organism in Eukaryota, Fungi, Ascomycota, Eurotiomycetes, Eurotiales, Aspergillaceae. Gene Ontology annotation, molecular function: oxidoreductase activity; fatty acid synthase activity. The coding region runs from base 1 to 7416 and encodes 2471 amino acids. Gene Ontology annotation, biological process: secondary metabolite biosynthetic process; fatty acid biosynthetic process. The transcript has 9 exons.
AUGCCGUCCAGCGAUACUUCCAGGAGUUCUCCAGGGUGGACAACUGUUGAUCCUGAAGAAAUCCAAGGGGGGUUGGACGAUAAAUGGCCUCACGAUGCUCCUCCUCUCAUCGCCAUUGUCGGCAUGGGAGUACGACUGCCAGGUGGUGUUUCUUCCCCAGAAGACUUCUGGCAAUUGAUGAUUGACAAGAAAUGCGCGUCUGUGCCUGUUCCUGCUGGACGGUAUAACGUGGAGGCCUUCUACGGAACUCCAGGCGUGAACAUGCAAUCAGUGAUUUCCCAAAAAGGAUACUUUCUUGAAGGCGACUACCUGGGAAAGGUCGAUACCUCGUUCUUCCAGCAUAAUCGGUACGAGCAUGGGUUCCAAGAUCCCCAGCAGAUGCUGCUAUCAGAAGUGGUUUGGGAGUGUAUGGAGAGCGGUGGGCAAGUCAAUUGGCAAGGGACGGAAAUCGGAUGCUUUGUGGGCACGUUUGGAGAGGACUGGCUCGAUCUUACAGCAAAGGACACCCAAAAUCUCAACCCCCUCUACAUUGUUGGAUCCGGUGAUUAUGCGGCAUCGAACAGGGUAUCAUUCGAAUAUGACUUGAAAGGCCCGAGCAUGACUUGUCGAACUGCCUGUUCAUCCUCUCUCGUGGCGCUUCACGAGGCCUGUCAAGCAAUUACCCUUGGCGAUUGUCCUUCCGCCAUCGUCGGAGGAUCCAGUCUCAUUUUCACACCGACAAUGACAAUCAACAUGUCUCGGGCUGGGGCUCUAUCCCCAGAUGGGAUCUGCAAGACAUUCGAUGCGGACGCUAAUGGGUACGCCAGAGCGGAAGGCGUCUGCGCGCUUUAUAUCAAGAAACUAGACGAUGCCAUUCGUGACAAAGACCCGGUCCGCGGGGUCAUUAGAGCAGUUGCGACCAACUUUGAUGGCCGAACAAAUCAUAUCACGGUCCCGUCGGCGGUCGGACAAGAGAUUCUGAUCCGGAAAGCCUACCGAAAAGCACACAUCGCCAAUCUUGCAGAGACGGCAUUUGUAGAAUGCCACGGCACAGCUACGCGGGUGGGCGAUGUCGUCGAGACCACUGCCGUGGCGAAUGCCUUUGAACGCAAUCCAUUGAUUAUUGGAGGGGUAAAACCUAAUAUUGGUCACACAGAGGGCGCAGCAGGCCUGGCAGGCUUGAUCAAAGCAGUGCUUGCCUUGGAGCACAGACAAAUCCCUCCCAAUGUCAAUCUUUCAACGCCAAACCCAAACAUUUUAUUCAAGGAGGCAGGUUUGACGGUACCUUUGGAUGUCCUCCCUUGGCCAGUAGACCGGAAAGAACGCGUCAGUAUCAACUGCUUCGGGGUCGGUGGCACCAAUGCCCAUGUCAUUGUCGAUUCAGCGGCAUCCGUGAUGUCUUCUAUGUCCAUGGAGUCGCUAAAAAUUAGCAGCAACGUCCCAAAACUACUCCUAUUAUCGGCUAGCAGUCCCCAAUCCCUUGAUGAGCGAGCGAAGGGCAUCCAGGAAUACCUUGCGCAGCAUCCCGAAGCAUUCUCUGAUUUAGCCUAUACGCUCAGUGCAAAGCGAGAGCACCUCCGUCACCGGGCAUUCGCAGUCACCGAUGGAACUGUUUCUCUUGAGGCCAGCGACUUCACGAAAGCCGACAACAAAAAGUCUGGAACUAAAAUCGCAAUAUUCGCUUUCCCGGGCCAGGGAGCUCAGUGGGCUGGAAUGGGGACUGAAUUAAUGGAUAGCUUUGCGUCCUUCAGGAAGGACAUGGAGCACAUGGAUCGGGUUCUUCAGAGCUUGUCAAAUGCCCCCGCAUGGCGGAUUCAAGAGGAGUUGCUUAAAACAGGAGAAAACAGUGGCAUCAACCGACCCGAAAUAGCACAGCCACUGUGCACCGCAGUUCAAAUUGGUUUGGUGAACAUCCUCAGAAGCUGGAACAUUACCCCCGACAAAGUCAUAGGUCAUUCCAGUGGAGAGUUUGCAGCAGCUUACGCAGCUAAUGCCUUAUCUGUGGAGACGGCAAUCAUAUUAGCCUAUACCCGCGGUGUAGUCGCUAACAUGGCACCAGAAGGGAGCAUGCUUGCGGUGGCGCUCGGCCGAGCCAAUGUCAGCGAAUAUUUGGACAACGACAUAGUGUUGGCGUGCGAGAAUAGUCCGAAUAGCGUAACUCUUGCAGGGAACCGUGGUCAGCUAGAGCAGGUAGCGUCUCGGAUCCAGAGCGAAAAGCCGGAUACCCUGUUGAAAAUCUUGCCUGUGGAACGAGCAUACCACUCUGGACAUAUGGCUUCCGUGGGUUCCAAAUAUGAAGAACUCACCCGACCCCAUCUGGUUAAUGAUAAAGUCUCAAUGAUUCCAAUGUACUCAACAGUAUCCGGUGGAGUGACCACCAGUCCUGGAGAGCUUGACGCGGCGUAUUGGCGCCGUAGUCUGGAAUCCCCUGUCUUAUUCUCAACUGCUUUCCGAGAUUUGGUCACGUCGACACAAAACAAGCAUCAUGUUGUAAUAGAAAUUGGUUCAAACUCAGCACUCCGUGGGCCGAUCCAACAAAUUCUGCGAGAUACAAACACCAGCUUCACAUACUGUUCGACCAUGAGAAGUAAUGAGAGUAAUAUUACUCGGGUCUUUUCUGUUGCUGGAACCGCUUAUGUCAAUCAUUUGCCAGUUGACCUGAUCGCUGUCAAUGAAGGCCAUCAGGGCCAAACACUCACCGAUCUUCCUCCCUAUCCGUGGCAGCGUGAAGACAUUCCCUGGGCAGAGACACGCAUCAGCAAACAAUGGCGGUUGCGCCAAUUUCCCCGCCACGAACUGCUCGGGGUGCGAUGUUUGGAAUCCAACGACUUCGAGCCGGCAUGGAGAAAUAUUCUGAAGGGCGAGGAAGUUCCCUGGAUCAAUGACCAUCGCAUGAUGGGUCUGGUCAUAUUCCUAGCUGUGGGAUAUGUAGCCCUGAUAUCGGAAGCUAUCCGACAGAUAUCCGGUUCAACUGACUGCACCCUCGAGCAACUUCAACUUAUGGAGGCCCUUGUCCGAGAUGAGGAAGAAAUCGAAAUCAUGACAACAUUGCGAAAAGCGACAAUGAAUGCAACGAUGGACUCGGACUGGUAUGAGUUUACAGUGUGCUCUUACACUGGCCAAGGCUGGACAAAGCACUGUUCCGGGAAGGUGAGAGCGGGCACGGAUCAGCCACUUCCGUCAAACACUAUUCCAGAGCCUUUCGAGCGAGAUAUUACAUCGCACAAUUUCUAUCGCAGAUGUGAGAAGAAAGGCCUUGAGUACGGGACUCAUUUCGAGGGACUGCAUGAUAUCAGCGUCAGUCCGCUGAAAAAUGCAGCACGUGGACGAGUAGAGGACCAUCGUGAUCUUCACGACAGUUAUUAUGCCAUACAUCCGGCGAUCGUAGAUCAGUGUCUUCAAGUCGUGCUUGCAGCCAGUGACAAAGGUGUGUCGCACUAUCCUGACAAGGCAGGCAUGCCAUUGUACAUCGACCGGGUUUACCUUGCCCCUGGGAGCAGCUCGAUGCUAGUUGAGGCGGAGACGACCGAUUCAACCAAGGAGGAUCUAAGUUGCUAUUUCAAGGCGGUUUCUGAGUCAACGGGAAAAGUUGUUUUGGAAGUGAAGGGAUUGCGCUUGUUGCCCGUACCAGAAGCAGCCCAAGAAGCCAAAGGAUCGAAGUUUGCAACUCAUGUUGAGUGGAAGCCGGAUAUUAGAUUUCUGCCGGGAAAUCAGCAAGUGCCGUCGGCCACUUUCUUAAAUCAACAGAAAACUGAAAUCUUUGCCAUGGCAGGGUUUCUCGUUGUAUUCGAGAUGAUUGAAGCCUUAACGCCUCAUGAACAUCUUCCUGCACACCUAGCCAAGUACAGAGCGCUAGUUAUGGACGCAGGCAAGAAGGUCGUUCAGGGUCAGUAUGACCAUGUUCCUGGAGUUAUGGAAAUCAAAGAGAUGAGCAGAGAGCAGCGGAAGGCGCUGUUCAAGCCCUUGCAAGACCAAUUCCCGGACCCGAGAGUUGAACGAUUCUAUAGGGACGCCUGGACGUACGCAAGUGAACAUUCGAAUCAACUUAUAGAAGGGGCCAUCUUUGAAGACACGUCACUUUUGGAGACGAUCAAGGGCAUUGUUGAAUGGGGCCUUGGGCUAUACGACUGGAGCACUUUCUUUGGUCCUCUAUCUCACACGAAUCCAAGUAUGCGCAUCUUAGAAAUUGGAGCAGGGGCAGGUUCAGCAACGGCGGCCAUCUUGAAUGCAUUGACUACCGAGCGGGACGACCGUCUUUUCAGUCAGUUCACGGUAACCGACGUGCUACCUGGGCUUGUCAGGCAAUUGAAACAGCGUUUUAAAAACGUUCCGAAAAUGGAGCACAAGACUCUAGAUAUCUCGAAGAGUCCGACAGAGCAAGGGUUCGCAGAAGACAGCUUUGACUUGGUUGUUGUCUGCAAUGUUCUGCAUGAAACACCUAUUCUUGGUCAAUCACUCGCACACAUCCGCUCUUUACUUGCUCCUGGGGGUCGGCUGCUUUUGUACGAGCCCUGCUCCGAGAUUCCACACUUCGAUGUAGUCAUGGGUAUCCUUCCUGGGUGGUGGUUAGGUGCUGGUGACAACCGUUGUGAUAAGCCUUACGUUCCGGUGGAACGUUGGCAACAGGAGUUAUGCAAGGCAGGCUUCUCGGGACUUGAUGGAUAUCAAUAUAAUGCACCCGCACCGCUCCACUGGCAGGCAAUGAUGCUAUCAACAAAUCCAGCGGUCGAUGACCCGCGCUCAUCCAUCAACCUGCUUUGCACGACAGAGAUUAAGUCCAACCCUUGGACACAAAGCCUGGAGCGCCACCUGUCCUCCGAGGGAUAUGAAGUGCACUGGUGCAUCUGGGGGAAAGAAUUUCCAACAGAAAAUGUGAUCGCACUGCUGGAUGUUGAAAGCCCAUUCCUGCACGAUAUGUCCCAGUCCACAUAUAGUGCAGUGCAAAGCUGGAUGCCGUCGGUGAAACUUCUCCUUUGGGUGACCCAUUCAACGCAGAUGGAAUCCAAAGAUCCUAGAUUCAGUCUCAUUCUAGGUCUCGCUCGCACAUUGCGGUGUGAAUUGAAUGUCGACAUUGGCACUUGUGAGAUCGACUCAUUUAACGAGGCCGCACUUCCCAUAGUAACGCAAGCUUUCAAGGAGCUUGGUACGUCGAUUACAGGGCAAGGGUCUCGUGACUAUGAGUUCAUCUCGCAUAGAGGUGUGGGCCACACUGGUCGUGCAGCCGUUGCCAAGAUUACAGACCAUCUCCAAGCCACAGACCAGCUAGAUGUCCAUCAGUUAGACAUUCAAACGAUCGGUGACUUGAGCUCGCUCGGAUGGAAACCUGUUCCUACAGAGGCUGUCGGCCCACACGACGUGGAAGUCAAGGCCAGCUAUAUGGCGCUAAACUUCAAAGACCUUAUGAUGUGUCUGGGUAUCGUUGAACGGGCCAAAACAAUGGACUUCGGGUUUGAGGCCAGUGGUAUUAUCACUCGCGUAGGGUCGGAGGUGAGAACUAUGCAAGUCGGUGAUCGAGUAACCUUGUUCCACCCGCAGCCGAUGAGAACUCGAGCUGUUUUUCCUGCUGAGCAAGUACUCCCCGUUCCAAAUGAGCUCACGCUCGCAGAGGCUGCAGCCGUUCCAAGCGCUUAUGCAACUGCUAUCUGUACACUGGUCGGAAUCGGAAAGCUACAGAAGGGCCAGUCUGUCUUAAUUCAUUCCGCGUGUGGAGGAGUCGGUCUAGCGGCAGUGCAUGUCUGCCAGAGCCUCGGCGCCGAGGUAUUUGCCACUGUUGGUAGCCAGGAAAAGAUUGAGUACCUUAUCAAGAGAUUCGGAAUUCCACGGUCGCACAUCCUCGACUCACACAGUGUUUCGUUUCUGACGGGCAUCAUGAGGGAAACCAAUGGCAAGGGCGUCGAUUUGGUGCUCAAUUCCUUAGCUGGUGAACUACUCCGUGCAUCAUGGAAAUGUGUCGCUCAGUUCGGCAAAAUGCUUGAGCUUGGAAAAAGAGAUAUGCUCGGCCAUGGCAUGCUUGAUCUCAAUGGGUUCCAGGGGUGUCGUUCAUUCUGUGGUUUCGACUUGUAUAGUGUGGCCUAUGACGAUGUCGAAACCGGAAGAUGGGCCCUUAACUUGGGUACUAAGCUCUUUAGCGACACAGAUUACCGCCCUCCGCAGACAAUUUUCAAAGUGGAUCAGUUAGAAACUGCCAUGCGACAAAUGCAAAAGGGACAACACAUUGGAAAGUUCGUCAUUGACAUGCCUGAUGACGAGAGAGAGCUUCCAUUGCUUCCAGCGCAGCCGAGGUUUGCAUUCUCUCCCAAGUCUUCAUAUUUACUGGUUGGUGGUUUGAGAGGCAUUGGUCGGUCCGUUGUUCGGUGGAUGGUGGAGUAUGGGGCCCGUCACUUUGUAUUCCUCUCGCGAUCGGCUGGAUCCCACAAAGAAGAUCAAUUAUUUGCUCAGGAGCUAGAGAUCCAGGGAUGCCGCGUGAAGAUGGUCGCUGGAAGUGUGGCGGAUGCGGACACCGUUGGGUGCACGAUUCGAGAAAAUGUACGCCCAAUCGCCGGCGUGAUCCAGAUGUCAGCUGUUCUGAAGGACCAAUUAUUCGACAAGAUGACAUAUGAGGACUGGACCACGAGCUUGGCAACCAAAGUCCAGGGAACGUGGAAUCUUCACCAUGCUCUGCUGGGACAGUCCCUAGACUUUUUCAUUGUCUUCAGUUCCCUAGCUAGUAUGAUUGGAAACCCAGGACAGGCUAACUAUGCCGCUGCAAAUUCGUUCUUGGACGGAUUCGUACAGUAUCGCCGAGGGCUAGACUUACCCGCCUCGCUGGUCAGCCUGGGCCCUGUCGACGAAAUGGGUCUCAUGGCGAACAAGCCAGAGCUCCUGAAUAAAGCCCGCCAAACAUUCCGCCACAUUAUGGGGGAAGAAGAUGUGCUGAAGGCGUUCCAGGUAGCUCUACUCUCAGCGAAAGAUGGCCCGUUGUCAACACGCCCUGGAGUGGUGGUCUCCGGGUUUUCUCCUACCGUCCUUACCAGUGAUCCAUGGCUGCAACAUGAUGCGCGAUUUUCCAUUCUUUCCGCCGCAGGAACAGACGCGUCAACCGCUGGGGGACUCGACGAAGAACAACUGCGGCAGAAACUCGCGUCUCUUAGAGACAAUCCGGGACCCCUGAAAGAUGGCACACGUGAGACUUGGAUCAUCGAAAAUCUUGGCGAGCAGAUCGCAUCACAUAACAUUAACAGGCAAUCCGAGGAGACAAGUGUAGACUACUAUGCUAGUCUCGACGUGGAUUCUCUGAUGAGUCUGCAGAUCAAACAUUGGCUGCGCCGCAAGGUAGAGGUGGAGCUUUCGCUUGGGGACAUUAUCAAGGCCAGAACGGUGGGGAAUAUUGCAAAAUUGGUUACAGAGAAUCUCCGUGCAAGAUACGGGGUGAAAGAUGAAGGAGGUGCCACAACUUAG